Messenger RNA from Linum trigynum, 387 nucleotides. Lineage: Eukaryota; Viridiplantae; Streptophyta; Magnoliopsida; Malpighiales; Linaceae. The record is from the annotation of a GenBank genome assembly.
AUGCUCACCAAAACACCGCCUCAGCUGAAUCAACUUUUUGAGGAGAUGGCAGAGCAGGGCUAUGACUGGGGAACUGCGAGGAGAUCGAGACGAGCACCAGGACGGGGUGUGCAUGCUGUAUCCACACAGUCAUCUGAUCUGGUGCAGGUGGUAUCAAAGCUGGUUUCAGCUAUUGAUCGUUAUGGAAUGAUUGCAGGUACCAGACAACAGCAGGUGAUGCUCUGCCAGUGGUGUGAGAGUUCUCAUCACAUCGUGGAGGAUUUCCAGGCGAUGAGGGAGUCUUCAACUCACCAGGAGCACCUGGACUUCAUCGGCAAUGCCAUGCGCUUCGAACCCUACAGCAACACUUACAACGAGGGGUGGCGCCAGCAUCCCAACUUCUCCUAG